CGUGCACAUUUGUUCUCACGCGUUUCAUUACGCGACUCGUGCAAUUUAUUUCUUCGAAACGACAACAAACGAUCGAUUGGUUGGCGUUUGAUCGUGGUGGUAUCGCGAGUGGAAUAUUAAUAACGAGCUGUGUUAUCGACAAAAAAGGAAAGGGAAAUCAUCGCGGAAUUAUGACAAUCACGAGACUUUCAGUUCUCUUCUCGUGGAAAAGAGGUCGAAGGUUACGACGAUAAAGCACAUUACCGUGAUUACACGACGCUUCCCGAUCGAAUAAAUAACUCGAACGAUCGGCGAACGUGCAGUCGAUUUUUGGCACAUGUCAAUCCGCUUUCAAUCUGACGAUCAUGAGGGAUUUGAACCGAAAGUCUAACGGAGAGGACCAUUGCAACGGUCAAGAUUUCGAUUUGAUCGCGGAAAGUAGAAACAACGAUAUCGACUCAUCAACGCUUUACAACAACGAGGAAAUUCUCGAUCCAUACUGCGUCGAGGAAAAUCCCCAAAAGAUUACUUUCGAGGACAUCACUUCCGCUGCGUUCAAAAUCAAAUGUGGAAUCGUCAACACUCCUUGCGUGAAAUCGCGUCUGUCAGAUGCGAUGGGUAUCGAUUUGUAUUUGAAGAAAGACUUCCUCCAAACAACUGGAAGUUUCAAAGAACGUGGCGCGAGGUAUGCUCUGGUGAUGCUGACCGACGAACAGAAGAAGAUCGGCGUGAUCUCGGCUUCGUUGGGAAAUCAUGCACUCGCUCUCUCUUAUCACGGGUACAAGCUUAAUAUACCAGUGACCGUAGUGAUGCCGGUGCUGGCACCGAUCAUGAAGAUCGCCGCUUGUCGUCAAUACGGUGCGAAUGUAAUCGUCGAUGGUCUGGAUAUGGGUGAGGCAAAGGGUAUCGCGCUGCGACAGGCGAAAGAGAAUGGGCUGACGUAUAUAAAUGGGUACGAUCACCCAGAUAUUAUGGCAGGACAAGGAACUCUAGGUCUUGAGAUCGUGGAGCAGGUACCCGAUAUAGAUGCAGUGGUCGUUCCCAUCGGAGGAGGUGGUUUGAUCGCGGGGGUAGCUCUGGCCGUGAAAACCCUCCAACCAAAUGUACAGAUCAUCGGCGUUGAGUCGGAAAGAUGUCCUAGUUUCUAUAAGGCCCGAAAGGCAGAUCGACCUACCUACACUCGUAUAGAUUCAACUUUGGCCGAUGGCCUUGCUGUUCCUAAGGUUGGAUACAAUGCUUUUGCCACCGCGAAUCCGUUGAUCGACAAAUUAGUCGUGGUGAAGGAAGAGUGGAUAGCAAUCGCGAUCCUGAAGCUGGUCGAGAACGAGAAAUGUAUCGUCGAGGGUGCUGGAGCGACCGGCCUCGCCGCCAUUUUGGCUGGUCACCUGGAAGAACUGAAAGGCAAAAGAGUGGUGUUGCUUCUAUGCGGAGGAAAUAUCGACACAACGAUCCUAGGUAGAUGUUUGGAGCGUGGACUAGCAGCGGAAGGCCGGCUUUUGAAGUUUACAGUGACUGUGUCCGAUCGACCGGGCGGAAUCGCAGAGCUCUGUAGAAUGCUGGCCAGCAUCGGUGUCUCGAUAAAGGACAUCAUGCACGAGCGGGCUUGGAUUAUGUCGGACAUCUUCAGCGUGGACGUGAAAGUGGUUUGCGAGACUAGAGACCGGGAUCACGCGGAACAAUUGAAGAACAUGUUGCAUCAAAAUUAUCAGCGGGUUGUGUUCGGCACUAGUGACAUGUCCGCUCUGGACUUACCUGUGAGCAUGUAACAUGUCGUUCUAAAUUCGAACUUUCUGCUAUCGUCGAAUGACGCCAAGGAAAAGGAUUCGACACGAUUUUGAGUAUUACUUAAUACCGGUAAAGCUUCUUAAUUUCUGUGAGCGAAAUAAUCUUUUUUUUUAUUGAACAGAGAGACGUACUAUUUAUAGGAAUAUCGAAGUAAUUAUCUCAUUGUUUGUAGUUCAGAUACAGUUCGAAUCCUUGUAUAUGUCAUACUGAACUAGGUCCUGGUCACGAAACAGAGGAAACCGCGAACGUUCCGCAUCGAUUUCCAUUGUACGCUCGAAUUAUUGUCCAUAUUCCUGACUGCGAGGGAAGUUUCUACGCAUCUAUAAAGACACGACAGCUAUGGUUGCUCCAAAAAGCGAGCUGCUCGCGUUACAAACGAGCAACCCCUCUGCGUAAUUUGCAUCUGAAGAAGGGUGGUUCGAUGGCUCGAAAUUUGAGAGCAGCGUCUACGCAACACGCGUCACACUGAGGCGUAAACGUACACUCGCGAAAUUUAUUACUGUUGCGAUGCUUUUGCGUUGGUUUGAGAGAGAGAGAGAGAGAGAGAGAGAGAGAGAGAGAGAGAGAGAAGUGAUCAAAAGGAACAAAAUUUCACCCUUCUACUCAUACGCUGUUUUCGUCGCGUUUUAUGUCGGGGAUACGUGUUGCUACCGCCACCGUACGGAUACGAUUGGAUUUUUGCGUAAGAGGAUCGUAAAGCGUUCGUUUACGAGCUCAAUAACGACGCAACCCCUUAUUGCGAGAUGACUGGCUGUUUGACAACUUGCAGCUGCUCGUUUUCGACGAACUGCGCAUUAUUCUAAUCGUAAGGGAUGUGGAGUGCAAAAAUUGGAUGGAGAUGGUGGUUGAGAAGAUCAUUUGUACUAUAAAAAAUAUAAUAUUCGAAAUACUACAUGGUGUAUUACUAUGAUUAAUAAUAAAUUGCGUAAAUUACGUA
Molecule: messenger RNA, 2701 nt
Organism: Bombus terrestris (buff-tailed bumblebee)
Lineage: Eukaryota; Metazoa; Arthropoda; Insecta; Hymenoptera; Apidae
Product: L-threonine ammonia-lyase
Exons: 6
Coding region: 345-1745 (466 amino acids)
Biological process (GO): L-threonine catabolic process; L-serine catabolic process
Molecular function (GO): threonine deaminase activity; L-serine ammonia-lyase activity
Source: RefSeq, a predicted model, not a curated record